Asparagus officinalis (garden asparagus) is the source of this 2783-nucleotide messenger RNA. RefSeq names its product MAR-binding filament-like protein 1. Gene Ontology annotation, cellular component: chromatin; condensin complex; condensed chromosome. Gene Ontology annotation, biological process: mitotic chromosome condensation. Lineage: Eukaryota; Viridiplantae; Streptophyta; Magnoliopsida; Asparagales; Asparagaceae. Gene Ontology annotation, molecular function: chromatin binding. The transcript is spliced from 5 exons. Bases 230 to 2581 code for a protein of 783 amino acids. The record is from RefSeq and is a predicted model, not a curated record.
UCUCAAUCCUCACAGGGAUAGACGCUCAGAUCACACCAUUGGUAACACGAAUGUUAAAAUACGCUUCAGUGCUGUCGUCGUUUCAUAAACAAGCCGAUGGCUUUUUCGUCACAGAAAAUGCGCAUAUACCAACAAGCAAGAGAUAUGAUGAUGAGAAAAAGAGUGGCGUGAAAUAGAGAGGGAAUUAAAAGAGGGCGAAAAAAAGUUAAAAAAGCAAGAAAUUCGAGAAAUGGGUUUCGAUUUAGGAUCUUCAAGCUUACUCUCAUCAUCCUCAUCUUCAUCUCUCUUGCUCUGUUCUCAUCGAAACUUAACAAGAAAGAAGAGGAGCUCGGUGCCCAUCGUUUCUCUUCGCAAUGCAAAAACCCAAGAAGAGAGCAAUUCCUCUCAGAGGAGAUCUUUUAUCUUUAUGGGCAUCUCGGUUCUUCCAUUGUUGCAGCUGAAAGCAACGGCGGCUGAAGAUUUAGACACAGCAUCUACAUUAGUAUCCCAAGCAAGUGGACUUGCAACCGUAUUUUUAUCUCCACGAAAUCGUACCAGGGAUCUAAAACUUAAAACUUCUGAACUUCCCAGCAAUUCAACAUCAAAAGACAAGAAAGACAUAAGAGAGCGAGAGGAACAAGAACCUGAAUUCAUAAUAUCAGAGAAGAAAGAUAUAGGGAAGCAAGAGAUUCAAGGAGCUGAACUAACAAAGCAGGGAACGUCAUUCACAGAGGCUAUCCAAGCUGAGCAUGUACCUACGCAAGAAGCUCGGGGGAAUACAUUUGUCUCUCUCUUCAACGUGUUUGGAAUAAUUGCAGCCGGUGUGCUCGGUGCAUUAUAUGCAACAUCUCAGAAGGAAAAGACAGCUAUGGAGUCAACUAUCGAAUCUAUAAAGGUGAAGCUAUCUGAAAAGGAUGCAGCGGCAGCUUUGCUGAAAGAGAAUUUAGAGAAAAGAUUAUUGAAGGAACGGAAGAAACAAGGAAAAAAAUUAGAGGAGGAGGCAGCUUCUUUAUCUAGUCAAAUAAGCUCCGCAAAAGGGAUAAUAGCAGCCUUAGGUCAGGAAGUACAAACUGGGAAAAAUUUGAUUCAAGAGCUUGAAUCACAAAUAUGCCAACUGGAUAGUGCUAUUGUACGAGCUGGAGAAGAUAAAAAUCAGCUUGAAGCCAAACUUAGAGAAAAGACUGAUACAAAUGAUGUCCUACAAGAUAAAAUCAGCCUUCUUACGUUAGAGGUAAAUGACAAGGAGAAGAACAUUGAACACCUCAAAUCCUUGCUUGCUGAAAAAGACUCAGAAUUGAAGAACUUGGGCUCCAUCAUCGAUCAAACUAGAACAGACCUUUCAGAAGCAAACUCCAGCAUGGAAUUGUUGAAACAGGAUCUUAUGGGAACUAGAGAAGAGCUUCAUUCAAAGGAAGCUUCAAUUGAUUGCCUAAAUGCAGAAAUUGAAUUGCUGAAUGUAGAAAAGGAUGAUGCAAUUAAAAAGUUUCGUAACCUUUCAAAAGAAUAUGAUGCGUUGAAGUCCUCUAGUGAACAAAGAAGAACCCUUGAUUGUGAACUCUUGUCCAAGAAAGAUGAUGAACUUCAUAAUUUAGAAGAAAAGCUUGGUCUUGCAUUGAGUAAAGUUAGCAAUAACGAGAAAACUAUUUCUGUGUUAACAAGGGAAAGGGAUGAUCUGAAAGUAUUGGUGGAAAGAGAAGCAGACAGCAUUAAGAAAUUGAGACAUGAGCUUCAGACUACCAAAGAAGCAUUGGAAGCAUCGAAAUUUGACGCUUCAAAUCUGGGAAAAGAAUUAAAGGAUGCCAAAAAGUCGUAUGAGGAAUUGAUGUCUGAAGGCUUAAGGCUUCAGGAUGAGCUGCAGAAAGCAAACAAAGUAUUAAAUAGUAACCUGGAAGAGGCUAAAUCUACUUCAAAAGAACUUUCAAACGAGCUUUUCUCAAUCAAGGAUGUCCUUAAGAAAACAGAAGAAGAACUUGGUGCUGCAAACACUGAGCUGAAAGCUGUGAUGAAAGACAGAGAUGGAUUAAAAAGGGAAUUGGUGGAGAUCUACUCAAAAUUGGAAACGGUAACAGAAGAACUGAAAGAAGAAAGGACAGUAGUUGGCACUUUGAACAGAGAAUUGGAGGUGUUGGGAAAACAAAUGUUAAAAGAUUCAGAAGCACGGAGAGCUCUUGAAACAGAUUUGGAUGAGGCUACCAAAUCACUAGAUGAGAUGAACAAGAGCGCGUUAUUGCUCUCAGAGGAACUUGAAAAAGCUAAUUCCAGAAAUGCCAGUCUUGAAGCAGAGGAAGAGAUGCUUUUACAAUCUGUUAUUGAGCAAAAGAAUAUUGCAAAAGAAGCACAGGAAAACAUUGAGGAUGCCCAAAAUCUCAUAGCGAGGCUUGGAAAUGAGAGAGAGAAUUUGGAGAAGAGAACUAAAAAGCUAGAAGAGGAAUUGGUUUCAGCAAAGGGAGAAAUAUUGCGAUUGAGGAGACAGAUUAACAUGAGCAAGGAAUCUGUAGAUGAGAAGCAUCCAAAACCCAAUGAUGUUGCAGCUGGCACUCCUUUUACUGUGAAAAAGACGGUAACUAGGAGAAGAAGGAGAAGCUCAUCUCCUGAAACUUAAUGAUAGCAGUCAAAGAUCACAAAAUGAGAAUCCAUUAUUGUUGCGUACAGUUCUUCCUGAGCUAAAUAGCCAUUUUUAUUGUAUCAGAAAAUGUGAAUGUGUUCUUGUUGCCUACGGUUGUUUUCGAAUUAGUUCACCAUUCUUGUGGCAUGAACCUGCACAGUACAAGGAUGCAAAAAUUUCAGAUUUACUUUUUGCAUUA